CAGUGUAUAAAAGGAAUCCGUUUUGCAAGUACCAAUGAAUCUACCACAUCAGAAUCUUCAACUAUCAAUCGUCCCACAGGUAGUAAAUAUAGUGAAGUAACGAAAAAAUUAGUAUACGGUAUGGCGCAUCUUCUCGGUUAUUAUUCCAAAGGCUCUACUGCCAUUCGUGCCAGUCAUCAACUUUAUAAUGUAUGUGCUCAACAAAUGGAACUCAACAAAGAUUUUUAUGUCAACAAAUGCAAUCUACCUGAUAAUUUUCAAUCAUGGUUCUCUGUGACUCAGUUACAUGUUUGGAUGUUGAUGGUACAUUUACGGGCUCAUGAUCAAGGCAAAUUAUAUAUUCAAGAAGUGGUCAAUCGACUUUUUGAAGAUUCUGAAGCUAGAAUCCGAGAACAUGGUGUAAGAAUAAGAGAAAAUAUAUAA
Molecule: messenger RNA, 423 nt
Organism: Halteromyces radiatus
Lineage: Eukaryota; Fungi; Mucoromycota; Mucoromycetes; Mucorales; Cunninghamellaceae
Exons: 2
Biological process (GO): mitochondrial respiratory chain complex III assembly
Cellular component (GO): mitochondrion
Source: RefSeq, a predicted model, not a curated record